Labrus mixtus (cuckoo wrasse) is the source of this 820-nucleotide messenger RNA. RefSeq names its product calaxin (gene clxn). The record is from RefSeq and is a predicted model, not a curated record. The transcript has 6 exons. Gene Ontology annotation, molecular function: calcium ion binding. The coding region runs from base 70 to 720 and encodes 216 amino acids. NCBI's taxonomy places the organism in Eukaryota, Metazoa, Chordata, Actinopteri, Labriformes, Labridae.
ACCUAACGUCAACACAGCUGUUGUUAAAGGUCUCGUGCUUCUCCUGUCCGGCACCGUGACAGACUUUAAAUGUCAGAAAUGUCAUCUAUAAACAGAAAGUUGAUUCAAGCUCUCGCUGAAACAAUCUCAAAACAAGUGAAGCAUUUUAAUAAAGCGGAAGUUGAAUGCCUUAUUCGAGGAUUUAAUUAUCUUCUGGAGCAGAAUAUCUCUAAAAAUACAGCAGGCGGACUGGACAGAGGGAGAUUCAGGAGCAUACUGCACGACAUGUUUGGGAUGACCGACUACAUGAUAAUGGAUGGAGGUAUCUUCUUCAGGACGUUUGACAAAGACAACGAUGGCUCAGUCAGUGUGAAAGAAUGGAUUGAGGGACUGUCUGUUUUCCUUCGAGGGAGUUUAGAGGAGAAAAUAAAAUACUGCUUUCAGGUGUAUGACCUAAAUGGUGACAACUACAUCUCAAAAGAGGAGAUGUUUCAACUGCUGAAAAACAGCCUCAACAGACAGCCCACAGAGGAAGACCCAGAUGAAGGUAUCAAAGACCUGGUGGAGAUCACACUCAAGAAGAUGGAUCACGACCAUGAUGGCAGACUGUCGUUUGCUGAUUUUGAAAAGGCAGUGAGAGAGGAGAAUCUUUUACUUGAGGGUUUUGGAAUCUGCCUCCCUGACAACACGAGUAUUGAGACAUAUGAGAGGCAUUUAUUUGAGGAGCAAUGGGAACGUUGAAGAAAUCAUGUCCUUUUUUCUACAUACUCUUUAUUAAAAAUGUUAAUAGCUGUUUGCAUUAUGGUGCAAAUUGUAAAUUAGAAAAAAGUUGCCUUGGAAC